AUGCAGCAGCAUGCCCAGUACAACGCCACCCAAUCCAAGGGUCCUCUUGUGCCUGGUCAAACAAUCUCAGUGAACAAGUACACGGUUCAGGUCGAGCGUUAUCUCAGCCAAGGUGGCUUCUCCUUCGUAUACCUCGUCAGGACUCCAACUCCUGUUUACAACACUACCCACCAUGUCCUUAAGCGCAUCGCCGUCGCGAACGAGACCAUGCUCAAUGAGGUGCGGAAAGAGGUAGACAUCAUGAGAAUACUCAAAGGGCAUCCCAAUAUCGUCUAUCUGAUUGACGCUGCAUGGCACAAACUUCAGAAUGGAACAUUCGAGGUCUUCAUCUUGAUGGAGUUUUGUCCAGGCGGUGGUAUCAUCGAUAUGAUGAACCGACGGCUUCGUGAACGGCUUACAGAGCAGGAGAUCCUUCAGAUUUUCGUCGAUGUUUGUGAAGGCGUAGCAGCAAUGCACAACCUCCGUCCCUCGUUGCUUCAUCGAGAUCUGAAGGUCGAGAACAUCCUACAAUCACACAACAGCUUCAAAUUGUGCGAUUUUGGCUCUGCAACUCCAGUAUCGUCGAGGCCGCCUUCCAAUACAGCUGAGAUCAGGGCGCUCGAAGCCGAUCUUAAUCGACAUACUACACUCCAAUACAGGGCACCUGAGAUGAUCGACCUAUUCCUCCGGCGGCCAGUGGAUGAGAAGUCGGAUGUAUGGGCCCUCGGAGUCCUUCUCUACAAGUUGUGCUACUACACUACCCCCUUUGAAGAGCACGGUCCUCUCGCUAUCCUGAAUGUGCAGUACCGAACGCCUCCUUAUCCUGUUUACUCGCCCCAGAUGAAUGCACUUAUUGCUUCAAUGCUUCGCGAGCAUGGUUCCCAUCGGCCAUCCGUGUUUGAGUUAUUGAACCAAGUGCAUCAGUUACGAGGGACCAAGUCACGUUUCACUUACAACGCACCGGUGCCUAAACCUAUCUCACCUCGCGCCGUCGAUCCUAAUGCCAACCCUCUUGAUAAUCUUGUCGCUUACCGACCUUCGCAACCGAAAGCUUCUCCUGGAGCUGCCGGCACAGGUGUCCAAGCUCGGGAUAAAGUACUCGAAGCUAUUGCUCCAAUGAGGCGAGGUCGACCACCAGCAGUUCAAGGUGAUAAAUCUGCACCAUCCUCUCGUGCCCCCAGUCCGUCAAAAGGGAAAGAAAAGAUCACCCCCCCUCAAGGCCAAAGAGAUUUGCUCUCAGACAACUUUAGUCCAGAAGAUGAUCGCGCGUGGAGAGAUGUAAACCUCAGCGCUGGAAUGGCUAACGCGGCGGUCAAAGGUCAGAAGUCCGGUGGAGUUGUUGACAAAGGGAGAUCAAGUACUAUGGACGAGCCUUGGAGGAUCGAUUCACAGACACCAGGGGCAAAAUCUGGCGAUGGCAAGGCGAUGCCUUCCAAUGCAUUUGGCGAUAACUUUGGGGAGAAGCUGUGGAACACCUACGAUGAUGGUCAGCUUGGGGGCGCGAAUGGAGGGGUAUCAAAGCCGGCUCCGCCAGCUGAAGGCAGCAGAAAUACAAAAGUCGUUGUGACUAAAGGGAAGGCGAAGGACGCUUUCGAGGGCCUAGGUCUCUCAUCAUCGAAAAACGCGCCGGCACCCACGUUGGGAGAGGCACGCAAACUUCGUACCGGACUGGUAACGCCCUCUUCCUCGAGCGGGAUGAACCGUGCUACCGUCACACCCUCGCCUUCGCUCGCACCGAAGCCAACUCCAGCGCCAGCAAUGCAUCCUACACCGUCGCCACGACCGGAAACGAGUCAGCCGCUUUCUUCCUCAUGGAAAUCUAUUCAUGCCGUAUCCUCAACUGGUCCUAAACCGCCACCGUCACCAAACCCCAAAUCUUACGAUGUCGGUGCAGAAAAUCGGUUCCCAUCCCUUGAGGAGCUGGAUGCUACGUUCAAUGCUACAUCACUUAGCCCUGGAUCUGCUCCUCCAGUCCAUCGUCCACCACAGGCUGACUUGGGUCAAACCCAGAGCUUCAAGUCAGGUUCCUCAGCAUUAUCAGCCCAUCGCCCUAAACCAGCUAUACCCGUGAGCGGCGUACGAUCACAGCAAGUGACUGGUGUGGCGAUGCGCGAAAGUAAGGAGGACGCUGAACGACCUCGUCGUCUGCCAGUAGAAGGGACUGGGAAUGGACAGGACAUUGGGUCGUCGUCCGCAGCGGGUAUAUCGUCUAUAUCUCCACAACCCAAACGUGCUUCGUAUCGACCAGUUUCUCGGCCGGCACUUUCUCGCCGUCACAGGAGUAGCAUCUCGAUUAAGCCUAAACCUCAGCGAACGGGUGACUCUAUACCAAUUUCCCCUGCCGCCAUGCAGCCUUCAUCCGUAGGCAAUGCACAAUCAAGGGCACAGGAUUGGCUUACUGGAGACGAUGAUGGGUUGGGUCCUCCAGUCCAAGAUGCGCAGGGCCGCGAGACACCGAUUCUUCGUCAAUUCACAAACAAACGUUCUUCUUUCAUCGAAGAGAGCACAGUGCAUAUUCAAUCACCUCAAGAAGCUGUCACCACCUCGGCGCAGGAGCAGCCAAUAUCACCGUCGCCUACCAAGAAAACGUCUUCAAGUCGUCGGGCGGACGCCAAAACUAUUGCGCCCCUGCAGGUUCGAGAAAGGACAACAUCUAGUCGACCUCUCUAUCAGCCACCUGCUAGCCAAACCAAUGGGCCAGACAAGAUGCUCUCCUCGAGUGAUGAAGACGAUGGUCCUGAAGAUGUUGCUCCCUAUAACUUUAAUGAAAGCCAUGAGAAGCGCGGGCAUAGGGGAAGGCAGAGUUCGGUCCAUGAUUUGGUGGAUCUUUGGGGCGGAGGCGUGGUUCAGACGAAGGAGCGACCUAGAGAGUCCCUGCAUAGUCCCGCUGUUCAAGGAUUUGGGGACGUUGGAUCGAGCUUGCAGAAGAGUAAAUCUAUAGUGCCCCCUCAGGUUGCGAAACAACGUACAAGUUCACCUCCACGAGUUCAGCCGCAGGCCUCUGGUGUGCGUCCUGCGAUGGACCCUCCCGUUUCUUCCAGUUCUUCUAGACGCCAGCCCACUUCUGGCCAUGGACGCAGAGGCUCAGUGGUGCCAUCCCCUGCCGAGCCUGUAUCCCCAUCCUCAUCAUCACGACAUCGACCUCAGUCGAUGUAUGCCUUUCCCAUGAACAAGGCGACCUCGGAAGGCCGCCUGGAGCCUCCAUCUAGUCCAGGACUGUCUGUCCCGGAAACCCCACGUAGAAUGGCGAGCCGAAGGACCUCUAUAUCUGACAUGGUCCAGCGUUUCGAGGGAAAUGUCGCGCCGACCGCGGUUAACCGCACUGGGAUUAGCCCUCAACAUAGCUCGCCAAAGCCAAGCAGCCUGAGCAAACCUAGUUAUCUGACACCCUCGAACACCCAUGAGCAACGACACGUCACGUCACCGCCUUACACGCCCAGCUCUCCUUUGGUCUCCAAGUUUGGCUCAAGCAACAGCAUUCAGGGCGUUGCCGCCUCAACUACAGGUCAGGGGAGGCAUUUCGUAUCGUCUACACCCUCCGGCGCACCGAGACCCAUUCCCUCAGACGCACCAGGAAGGAAACGGACAAUGUCACAAGGACCAUCUGCGCUAUCGGGUUUGCCCUCUACGUCGCUGACCAAGACCAUGCCGUCCUCGCGAGAGCCAUCUUCGGGGCUCGAUGGUCUGCCUUCAUCCUCAUCGUUCCCGUCGUACAAGUCCCCCAGCCCGACCGAGGACAGCUCGGGCUCUUCGUCCCCAGAGAGACCUUAUCAAGGUGUGGGUAAGCUGAUCGACCAAUGGCAGCGCAAGACGGUGGAUCCAGAUCAGUCACGCGGACCCCCACCGCGCCGCGGGGGCUUUGUCGCAAAGCGGGCGGGCCUCGUUUCUGGGGGAGGCGGUCGAGGGGCGUAAGGGAGAUACCUGUUAAUUCUAUCGGCGGAUAACACACAUAUAGUCUAAAUUAUCGCAUGCAUAGCAAGGACUGUACAUCGACACGAAACCAUCUAACGUUGAUCAC
Messenger RNA from Coniophora puteana RWD-64-598 SS2, 3997 nucleotides. RefSeq lists its product as uncharacterized. The coding region runs from base 1 to 3891 and encodes 1296 amino acids. Gene Ontology annotation, molecular function: protein serine/threonine kinase activity; ATP binding. The record is from RefSeq and is a predicted model, not a curated record. Gene Ontology annotation, biological process: actin filament organization; actin cortical patch assembly; protein autophosphorylation. Gene Ontology annotation, cellular component: cytoplasm. The transcript is spliced from 5 exons. NCBI's taxonomy places the organism in Eukaryota, Fungi, Basidiomycota, Agaricomycetes, Boletales, Coniophoraceae.